Messenger RNA from Halteromyces radiatus, 1651 nucleotides. RefSeq names its product armadillo-type protein. The record is from RefSeq and is a predicted model, not a curated record. Gene Ontology annotation, biological process: post-transcriptional regulation of gene expression. The transcript is spliced from 5 exons. Bases 58 to 1398 code for a protein of 446 amino acids. Gene Ontology annotation, molecular function: mRNA binding. NCBI's taxonomy places the organism in Eukaryota, Fungi, Mucoromycota, Mucoromycetes, Mucorales, Cunninghamellaceae. Gene Ontology annotation, cellular component: cytoplasm.
AACAACAACAACAACAACAAUAGUCAAAAUGGAACGGAUUAUUCUGAUGGAUCAUUCAUGGAUAAUAAGAUGGAUAUGAUGGGUUCUUUAUCUGAUAUGUCUCAACAACAACGUCGAUCUAUUGCUGAUCCUGAAGCCAAUCGAUUCUUGGGAGCGAAAUUGGAAGAUUUUUAUGGUAAACUCUAUGAACUAUGUAAAGAUCAUAAUGGAUGUCGAUUUUUACAAAAGAAAUUGGAGGAUCCUAAUGGACAAUAUUUACAAAUUAUCUUUGAUGAAAUUCAUCCUCAUUUUGUGGAAUUAAUGACGGAUCCAUUCGGAAAUUAUCUUUGCCAAAAACUCGUGGAACGUUGUAAUGAUGCACAAAGAACAGCUAUUGUGGACAUUAUCUCGCCUGACUUGUUGCAGAUUUGUUUGAGCAUGCAUGGUACUAGGGCUAUUCAGAAAUUGAUUGAAUAUCUUUCUUCUAGUCAUCAAAUCAAGACAGUUACCGCAGCUUUACAUCCUAAAGUGGUCACUCUUAUCAAGGAUCUUAAUGGCAAUCAUGUCAUUCAAAAAUGUCUUCAUCGUUUAUCAGCUGAACACAAUCAAUUUAUCUAUGAUAUAGUAUCUGAAAAUUGUAUUGAAGUGGCUACUCAUCGUCAUGGUUGUUGUGUACUCCAAAGAUGUAUUGAUCAUGCUGUGGAUAUUCAAAAAUCUCAAUUGGUAAAAGUAGUGACCUGUAAUGUAUUACCAUUGGUACAAGAUCCAUUUGGAAAUUAUGUAGUGCAAUAUGUACUUGAUUUGGGUGAAGUACAAUAUUCCGAUGCUUUGGUACGUUGUUUGAUUGAACAUGUAUGUGAUUUAUCUGUGCAGAAAUUUAGUUCCAAUGUCAUUGAAAAGUGUAUUCGUGUGUCUGAACCUGAAAUACGACGUGCAUUGAUUUCUGAACUUAUCAAUCAAUCCAACAUGGAAAAAUUACUACGUGAUUCUUUUGCUAAUUAUGUCAUUCAGACUUGUUUGGAUUAUGCUGAUCAAGACCAAAAAGUGCAGUUGGUUGAAAGGAUUCGGCCUCAUUUAGCAUCGAUUCGCAGUACUCCAUAUGGUAAACGAAUUCAUAGUAAAAUUCAACGAGAACAACAACAAGGACGAUAUGUACAACGACAACACUUACAUUAUCAAAGUAUGCCCUCCUUAAGAGCAACCAUCAACAACGCUGGUACUGGUACUGGUACUUCUCCCGUCACCUCAACUACUACAACUACUACAGGUGUUACUUCUUCUACAGGACUUUCUGGUCUCUCUUAUCAUCAUCAUCAUCAUCAUCAUCAUCAUGACGACCCGACGACAAUGGCAGGUCUUCCAUUGAAUUACAACAUGGGUAUCCUUGGCAACUCUCAUCCGCUUUAUCCUUUUCCUUGAUAUAUUAGUAUUAUUUAUGUAUCCUUUGUUAUUCCUAUUCUCUCCUAUACUGUAUCAUCGUUUGAUAUUUUAUUUUAUUCCCCUCCCCUCUCCCUUAUUUUUUUUUUUUUACAUCAAAAAAAAAAGGAUACCCUUUGUUUUAUCUCUUCGAUCUCUCUCUAUCCCCUUUGUUGUAAACAUUUUGUUUAGUUUUUUUUAUUUUAUUUUUCAUCCUUAUUUAUCUUUUGUUGUUCUUUGUCAAAAUUAAUUUGAU